CUCAGAUGGUCGCCUUUCCAGUGGACAUAUGAGCUUCCAAAUGCUGUGUAUGUAGUGUAAUGUUAAUUCAUUAAUGAGUGUGCGCUGUUAUCUUUCGCCUGUUUAAGUAAGAACCUCCACAAACCGGGGAGUUGUAUUGUCUCUAGCAUAUGUGCAAUUAAAAUAGGCUACGUAGCUAAUUUAGCUUCCAAAACGGAAAGAAUAAGAACACUUCAAAGCUGUGAUAGCACGCUUUAAAACCGUCUUGUAGGGGUGAAAUGAGUAUGCAUUUCAUGUUGUAAUGCAUAAUAUUAUUUAUAUUGCCUAUCUGGCUUGUUAAGUCAGGGAAAUUAUAGGCUAUCCUUUGUUUCCAAUCGCACCGCUAACGUUAAAUUGAUUGGUUGCCUGGAAGGCUCGGGUAGCUGCAGAGAAAAUGGAUGAAAAUGCCGAAAAUGUUGACAACGACGACAUUGUCAUCAUCGUGGAGAACGAGGCAGAAAGUUUGCCGGCCGAGGAAGAGAGGUUGAAGCAGCAAGGCACUUUCGGGCUGAUGGACACUUGUCCGAUCUGCAAGUUGAGCUUCCAUAACAGAGAGCCCAAACUCCUGCCGUGUCUUCACUCUUUCUGCAAGAGGUGUCUCCCUGCUCCCUUCAGGAGCUCUGACCCGAGGCGUGACUCGCAAGGACAAGUUGACAACAACAAAUCACUGGGUGCCAUUCGGUGUCCAGAGUGCAGACAGGAAUGCUGGGAGAUGGACGUGUUGGAUAAUUUCUUUGUCAAGGACUCCGCUGAGGUACCGAGCAGCACCGUAGAGAAAACCACCCAGCUGUGUAUGAGCUGCGAUGACAACACAGAGGCAACAGGUUACUGCGUGGAGUGUGUGGAGUUUCUGUGUGUGACAUGUGUUGAGGCGCACCAAAGGGUCAAGUUCACCAGGGAUCACACCAUACGCCAGAAGGAGGAGAUGUCCCCAGGUAAAGCAGUAGGUAUUUCCACGCAGAAGCCUGUGUUUUGUGACAUCCACAAGCAGGAGCCACUGAAGCUGUUUUGUGAGACGUGUGACCGACUCACCUGUCGAGACUGUCAGCUGCUGAAGCACAAGGAUCACAACUACCAGUUUUUGGAGGAUGCGUACAGGAACCACAGGCAGUAUCUGGAGAACAUGACACAGCAGUUGCAAGAGAAAAGAAAGGCCAUCGAGGACGUUUCCAGCUGUAUCCGCACUGGACUUCAGCAAGUUGAAGAAAACCGCAAGGCUGUAACUAAUGAAAUAAAGAAGUCCAUCUGUAACUUGAUUAUGGAGAUCAACAGGAAGGGAAAGAUUCUCGUUAACCAGCUUGAGGCUCUGACCAAGGACCAUGAGUUGGGUUUGAAAAAGCAGCAAGAGGAUGUCAACUCUCUGAGCAGGCACCUAGACCAUGUCAUCAACUUUACCAAAUGGGCUACAGCUAGCCAUAGUGGAACAGCCCUCCUGUACUGCAAGAGACUGAUCCUUUUUCAGAUCCAUUACCUGAUGAGAGCGAGCUGUAAUCCCUCCAUCGUCCCUCAGAGUUCUGUUCGCUUUCAGUGUCGUUCUGGUUUCUGGGCCACGAACGUAGACCUUGGUUCUCUGGUAGUAGAAAGGGGUCCGGGUCGACCGCCUAUAACCAACCACCAGGCAGGACCCAGACCAGAGGCAAACACUGGAGGUCUCUCAGCCUCAGCACUUACAGCAGCUCAGCAGCGACAGAGCACGCUGGCUCAGCUCCAGAUGCAGGUGGACAAACUUUCCCAGCAGCCCCACAGGCAGCCCCCUCCCAACCACUGGUCCUGGUACCAAAAUGUCAGGCUCCCAGGACCCCCCGGCCCUCCACCCCCAACCAGACCCAUUCAUGGAGGGACCUCCCCUUCCCAAGGCCCCCCCAGCCUGGGACAGCCGGUACGCAGAUAUGGCUCCCACCCCAACCCGAGAAGCCCCACAUCAUCCAUGCUGCACAACACAGGAUUCCCACCUGCUCAGUCUCUGAGAGAUCUGAUCCAUAGCUCCAGCUUCCCUCCUAAACCCAUGGAUGUGUUGCAGGGUACGUCCCGCUACCCACAGCCUCUGUCGGCUGGAGCAGCUACACAGACGUCACUACACCAGCGGGGCCUAACGGAGCCCUCCUUCCUGAAGAGGAGUGAGCCAGGUGGAUCAGUCCCCUCCAUCACCAUCUCUAUCCCCAAACCCAGCUUCGUUCCUAGUCUCGCUUCAGCAAGUGCAGACAAAACCAGUGCGAUUAAUCACAUAACAGUUCAAGCAAGGCAGAACUCCCCGAUGGCCAAACCAUCUUCUUCAGACAGAAGCACGGGGACCUCUUCCUGGAAGCCGACUUUUGAGCCUCCACCUGCCCCCUCAGCCAAGCGACGAAGAAGGUCGUCCCCUGGGCCCGUUAUCGUCAUAAAGGAUGAACCAGAGGACGAGGAUGAAGUUCGCUUUGUGCAGUCCAGUGUAGGGUCCAGCCUGCCGGACAGCAGCACCGGGGCUCAGUCAAAGCCUCGGCAGCAGCAAAAGGUGUCUGCCCCAGUCCCGGCCCCCGGAUCAGAGUCGAAAGAGCAGCGUCCCCAGCCCACAGUGCAGCCGGAGUCUGAAAAGAGAGCGGAGCCGGAGGAAGAUCCUAAUGAGGACUGGUGCGCUGUCUGUCAGAACGGGGGGGAGCUGCUCUGUUGCGACAAGUGCCCCAAAGUUUUUCAUCUGGCCUGCCACAUUCCCACUCUGAAUGAGUCCCCCAGUGGCGAGUGGUUCUGUUCAUUCUGCCGAGACGUCGUAUCUCCUGAGAUGGAGUACGUCUGUGACAGCAAGGAUGACCCUGUCUGUGAAGGGUUCCCACCUGUUGAUAGAAGGAGGUGUGAGAGGUUGCUUCUACGUCUGUUCUGCAAUGACUUCAGCACGGAUUUUCAGCAGCCUGCUUCUCCAUCAGAGACAAGAAGGUACAAAGAGCUGAUCAAGACUCCAAUGGAUUUGUCAAUAGUGAAGAGGAAGCUGGAGUUGAAGGAGGGUGAAUGUUACAGUAGCCCAGAGGAGUUUGUCGCGGACGUCAGGCUCAUAUUUUUCAACUGCGCAAAGUACUACAAGGUGACCUCAGAAGUGGGGAGUGCAGGCUUGUACUUGGAGGACUACUUUGAGGAACAGUUGAAACAAGUCUACCCAGAUAGGGUCUUCCCCGGAGGGAGGGAGGAACAGAUGAUCCCUCCUUUGGAGGACGAGAUAGAUGAAGAAGAAGAGGAGGAGAUGAUGGAGGAAGGCAUGGCUCCCGUUGAAGACGAUAAACCACAGAGUCCUGCAGGAGAAGGAAUCCCCCCCGUAGAAGAGGACUUGCCUCCUCUGGAAGAAACGACAGGCCCUAUAGAGGAAGAGAAGCCAGAAACAGAGGAGAAGGUGACUGAUUCAAGUGAAAAGGAGAUGGAUGGAAAGGUAGCGGCCACGGAGGGAGGCGUGCCUCCUGCAGAGGAGGUAGAGCAGGACGAGAACACUCCUGUGCAGGAGAUGAGAAGCUCUUCAGCCGCUGAUGGGGAAACAAAAGAUGGUGAAGCUCCCAGCUCCCCGAAAGAGGAGAACCCUCAGCUCCCUACAGACAAGACAGUAGAGCCACCUGAAACCCAGGAAGAGUCAGCUCCUGCAGGCACAGCCAAAGAAGAGGAGGGGUAAAACGAUUACAAGGAUGUAGAAAGGAUGGAUGAUUUCAGUCUUCCUCAGAAAUGGCCCCAGUGGGGACCUGCAUUUGCUGCAAUCAGACUUUUUUGUAAUAUGUUGUAUUCGCAAUAGGAAAAAAGGGCACUGCUAUACCGAAUAGACUUAGUUGCAGUCAUGGGGUAGAUGCACAACGGAGGGAGUAAAUAAGCUCUUUGUGUUUUUGCUGGAAAGAGGUUACAAUUUUACUGUAACAUAGAAGGUUAUUUUCUGGGACGACGACACUGAAAAGCACACGUUAUUCCUUGUUGAUAGACUCAUGUGUAAGUUAUCAUCAGUUACCUUGCUUGCCACUUGUACAUAAUAAUGCCACCAACUGAUGGAACAAAUGCUGCAAUCAAAAUAAGAAAAUAAGAUUUUGGAUUAGCAAUGCAUGAAAGAUGUCUUAAUAUAAAUAGUAAUGCCUUUUGUUUUUUGUGUUUUUUAGAGUUGAGCUCACAUGUACUAGCCAUUUGGCCUCUAAACAAAUCAUGUUUUAUUGGAAUAGUUUUAUUUUCUUUUAAGUAGUAUUGUAUUAAUGCUAUGUAUGCAACAAAUAGGACCGCUUUAUGUACUGUAGUGUCUGUACACAAGGAGGUGCCGCGUCUAUCAGCACUGCAUUGAUUUAAACAAGCCCUCGAAGAAUUGUGCUGCUCGGUUGCUUCAGAACAAAAAUGAAUUGCCACUGAUUUUGGCCUCUUAUCCCUCAAAUCCCAACAAUGAUUUCUUAACAGCAGCCUUGGUGGUUUUUAUCAGGAGAACAAUUCUCCAGACCUUUAUUGACUUUACUGUUAUCACUCCUAGAUAAUUUAGAGACACGAUUAUCACCUCAUCAUCAGCCUCUGACGACAAUGUGUUUUCCAAAAUGUGUGCUUGCUCGUCUGUAGGAAGAUUACUUUUACAUAAAAGUGGGCCUCAGCCUUACUGUUAUAGUUUCCCCCCCCUCACUGAAAGUAAUGAAAAUUGUGUGCAAUGACGCCCAAUUAGUCCAUUGAUAGAGGCUUGUAUGAACUAAACUCCUGUAUGGCAAUCGACUCACUUGAGGUGAAAAGAGUGAGUAAAAAACCUGACAAUUUAACUUCAACAAAGACCAUGUACUCCAAAAUCAUCCUUUUUAUUAUUUAUUGAGGAUACCCAGGACCUGUAAAUGACCGUGAUGUUGAGCAUAAAAAGUACCUGCAUUUACAAUAUUUGUAAUAAACAGGGUUACAUGUAGAGCUGA
Messenger RNA from Micropterus salmoides (largemouth bass), 4886 nucleotides. RefSeq names its product tripartite motif containing 24 (gene trim24). The transcript is spliced from 19 exons. The coding region runs from base 413 to 3643 and encodes 1076 amino acids. NCBI's taxonomy places the organism in Eukaryota, Metazoa, Chordata, Actinopteri, Centrarchiformes, Centrarchidae. Gene Ontology annotation, molecular function: zinc ion binding; protein binding. The record is from RefSeq and is a predicted model, not a curated record.